AUGAAUAUCUAUAGCAACCUCGCACUAAAAGCUCUCUACUCCCACCCUCAAGAGCCAAUCGGAAUCAGGUCAACGCUGCUUCGCACACUCCCGUCCCUUCCUUCUCUUCCAUAUACCCCUUGCCCAUCGUGGCCCUCCAUGCCGACGCCUCUCCCAGCGAGCAGCCCCGACAUAUACCAACAAUACCGUGUACGACCCCGUCAUGACAUCACUAACGAUCCAACAACAACGACCACUACGCCCGCAACCUCUGUGGGCGACACGAACCCCACUUCAACACCUGCGAUACCUCCAAGCACGUCCCCCUUUCCUUCUGCAUCAGACCAACCAUCAUCUACAAUUAGUCCCUCCCUGCCUGGAAGUGGAGGUGGACCUCUAGUCUUCACCACCACUGUCGCAGUUACAACAGUUACCGAAUCUGCCACCACUUUCACAUCCUUCUCGCAAUCAGUCUUUACUCAGGCCCAGGGCUCAUCGUCACCUGCUUUCUCAGACUCAGCGUCUACCACUACCUCAGCCUCGUCUGGCGUGGUUUCUCAAGUGGGCUCCACCGUAGAGUCUAUAUGCCCAGGAGACGGGUUUGACGGAGCAGCAGCGGGAAUGUUAGCGGCUAUAAUCCUUCCGAGCGCUAUCGGGUUCAUUUUAUGGCUAAUUUUCGCUAUUGUACGGCCGCGCUUUAGACAAAUAUACGCGUUGAGAGAGUGGUUCGUACAACAGGAUCUCCGACCCAAACCUCUCGGUUCAUCCUUCUUCGCUUUCCUGUUUCCUAAAGUUCCAUUCGUCCCGGAUGUCCCUUCGGACGUAUCAGAUGCUGGUCGCUCAGCAGCCCAAGACGCGAAGCUCUUUCCUUCAGAUGAAGAAAUGGGCCAGCGAGCACUCUGGGUGGCGUUCCUGAUCGUUCUAGGCUGGUCUGUCCUCGCCCUUGGUGGGGCCCUUCCCCUCUAUCUCAUCAGCACCCCGUGCAAUGUCAACCUUCCAUCCGCUGCUAUUUUUGAAGGGGGCUACUCUACCCUCUCUGAUCUCAGCUUACUUCGUCUCUUGAGGUUGCUUGACAGCCGCAAUGUAACCACCGCAAACCUUGAAGUUUUGGCCCGCAGAGCAAUUAUAUCGCCAUCCGACCCCGAAAAUGCGCGUCUCCGUGUAGUUAUUCUGACCAUCUUGGUUCUUCUUCUGGGUCUGCUCCCAGCCUUGAUCAAGAUUCUCCGGGAGUUCAACACAGUGGCAGAGUAUAGAAGGCGAUGGAUAGAGAUAAAGUGCGAAGGAAAGGACUUAGCCUGGAUCAGUGCGCGUAGAGCUCCUGGAUUCGUUUCAUGGGGAGAAAAGCAGCUCAAGGACUACCUCGUGAAAAUUGGUCUUAGUUCUAGCCUUGGGGACGCUUCUAAACGGAAUGGAAAUGAUGGCGGUAUUCGCGCAAGAAAUGGGGAAAAGACUACCCGGAGAAGAGAGGAAGAGCAGCCCUUGCAUCGACGCGAUGAUGCCAAUGGUGCUGAGGUCGAUAUCCAAAGCCUAUUUUCGAUUGGAGAUACGCAUAGACUGGCGCUCCUCAUAGACGAACGAGACGAGAUCCUAGAGAACCUGGAGAUCGCGGAAACCAAGUAUAUUAGCUCGUUCCGUGUUACGACCCCGGAUCCUUCCAUCUUGGAUUUUGUGCCUCCCCCACCGGUGGAUCCUAGCAGACCGUACAUCAGUCGACCUCUUCCUUUGGGCCCACCACAACCUCGUCGGACACGAGGAAGACGCCAUAUGAAUCGAGCAUUCGGGUCAUCCUCCUUUGCACCAACCUCCUUUGUCGCUCCUUCGUCCUAUUAUAAGCUUCGCGGGGUCAAAGGUGUGAGCGGAGGGAAGUUCGCAGAGUCCGGCGUCGACCGUCAUCAGAGCCUAUCGGACUCAAUUCACUCUAGAGUCAUUGGGAGCAGAUUCAUGGAAGUCAAUCGAAAUUCUGUUGCUUAUGGGCGUCUGCCACUCGGUAGCCACGUUGCAAUCGAGAAAGAUGGCGAACUUGGACCAGCAUCCGACCAUGGAAGUUGGUUGGCUCCUAUACCGGACCCUAGGCGUUUUGGACCCAACUACGGAAUCACCCCUUAUGAAAACCUCUUCGUCGAUGAGCACGGCGUCGUGCACACGAUCCCAGAGCAGGAAGAAGAGGAAUGGGUGAAACUGUCGACAGACGGACCCGAUGAAAUUAACUCAGAUUUCAAUGGGAUACCACCAGAUCAAGCUGGACCAUCUUCCUUCAUGCGCCGACCUCGCCCUCCCAAAUCAGACCCCCCUUCAUUGACGAGACGAGAAACAUUCCCUCUUCGCCAAGAGCCUGCUGGGGAUCCAGAUUCAGUACCUCCUCCACAUCUGCGUCUUCAGCCAUCGCAGCCAUUCGUGCGGCCUCUCGAAGGAUUAGGCUUCGAGGAUCUUGGCCAUGUGUAUGCUGAAAUCACCCAGUGGCGGUCCAGGCUGAAGGUCAUCAAUGCCGAAAUUGCUGAGGCCCAGAGAGAGAGCUAUAACGACAUCGCCAAUGGCACCGACAUCAAUGGGUGGCUGUUAGUCGGGAAAGGCCUGAGAUUCCUCCCAGGCAUCCAGAUGAUCGAAGGAAGAGCCAAGGAAGACAUUCGAUGGGACGUUCUCCAGAAUGAAAGAACCUGGAUGGAAACAACGGUUAUGUGGGCGGUUAUUCUCGGGGUUGCAAUAGCCAUGGCUGCUGCCCUUACCGCCGCUGUUGGGCUUGCCCUUGCCCCGGCGCCAGAUGUUGCUCAUUACAUACCCUUCUUGCAACCCCUCGUGACAGCCGAACCAAUAGCAGCUGGCCUUGCGACAAUUCUUGCACCGGCCGUUGCUGCCACUCUCUUCAUAAUCGCUGGUCUGGCGGUCAUACACCUGGUCGCUACCAUCCACGGAUCCGUCUCCAUCUCUGGAAACCAACUCCUCAUCUUCAAAAUUACCUUUUUUGUUCUAACAUUCGUCGGCACUGUGUGGAUCGUGGCUAUUGGUGCCAUUUUGUUUUCUAUGCAGGCCCUCAAUACCGACUCGAGCCCCACGAAGUCGAUCGCCAACGGCGCCGUAUAUAUCAGUGUCCUUUGUCUUGCUCUAGUCUUCAACGUUGCUGUCAUAUUCCCUGCCUGCCUCCUUCUCCAACCUUUCCGUCUAUGGCACGUUUUUCGCGCAGAGAAACAUGCUGUAACCCCGCGACAACGUUUCCGAGCUGUAUAUCCCAGGACCUAUAAUCCUUCCUUUGCAAUUGGUGCAUGUGUUCUCGCUAUUGUUUUCGCGUCCACAUUUGCUCUCAUUUUCCCUCUCAUCGCCCCCGCUGUCGUUAUCUUGCUCCUUCUCACUCUGAUCGCUCACCGCUUCCUCGUCGGCUACGUGUACGCACGCACACACUCCCAGACAGGCGGCCUCCUUCAACUAUGGCUCCUCCGUCGCUUUGGAACCCUUCUUUCCUUCCAGCCCAUUCUUUUAGGCCUCAUCUUCCUGUCGCGCGAGUUCUGGGUUGAAGGUGGCAUCCUGGUUGGAACUGGCGUCUUCGUGAUUUUAUUCGUCGAGGUAUACACAACCUGGAAGACUCGACUGCCUGGACGCAACUCCUUGAGCCCAAUCACGCGGAACUCGCUCGACAGAUUUGCCAGUGGUGCAGAUCGUUACCUCCAUAACGAAACAGACACCCUUGGUAGUAGUGUUCCUGGCGCCCGGCCUCGUGGCUCAAUGGCUUCGGUUCUUGAGAUGAUGAGCUUGACACUAGCCGUCAUGCCCUCUUCAUCGACCUACAAGGGGCCUGUGCCACUACCUACUGAAAGCCUGGAUGACUUAGCGGCCACCGAACGAGCUGCACGGACACAUCCUGACGCCCCUCCACGUCUACCACCACUGCCAUUCACCGACCACGCAGAAGAUAUGGCAGGUAUUUUGUACGCGCCAGAGCUCAUCGCGCCUCCACCUAUCAUCUGGCUACCCAAUGAUUUGGCUGGCGUGGCGAAGUCGGAGGCGGUCGACCUCCAAAAAUACCACGACCUUCAGGUGACCUUGGACGUUAGAGCCAAAGAAGACGUGUUACCCAGACGAUCUUCUUCUCGGGGUAGGCCGUCAAGAUAG
Molecule: messenger RNA, 4080 nt
Organism: Cyclocybe aegerita
Lineage: Eukaryota; Fungi; Basidiomycota; Agaricomycetes; Agaricales; Hemipholiotaceae
Source: the annotation of a GenBank genome assembly